Molecule: messenger RNA, 1058 nt
Organism: Topomyia yanbarensis
Lineage: Eukaryota; Metazoa; Arthropoda; Insecta; Diptera; Culicidae
Exons: 2
Coding region: 35-865 (276 amino acids)
Molecular function (GO): DNA binding
Source: RefSeq, a predicted model, not a curated record
AAAUGCAUCGUCGAAGCCGUCGACUUCUGCUCAAAUGCCAUCAAUGGAAGUGAAAUCCAAAUCUCAACUUGUAGUAAAUUCGACGUUCCUUCAAAUGGAUAAUAGAACGGACCAGGAAGAUGAUUCCGAGGAUGAUCCGGUAGCUUCACCAACGCCAUUAACUUCUACUCAAAAAGCAUCAGAGGAAUCGCAAUUCGAUCCGCAGUUCCCAGUAAAAUUAUCGUUGCUUCAAACGGCUGAUGUAACAGGAGGAGAUGAUAAGGCUGUAGUGUCCGCCAUGUCGUUGAUCAGGUCUCUACAACCAUCAAACUCCGAUUCAUCAUUUCCGGAACAUUCAUCAGAUAUAGAAAAAUUACGGCCAGUAGAACAGUCGGCGUCCGUUUACCUGUUAGAAUUGAAUCCGGAAACUACUGUUGAGCAGGAACCUAAUUGGAAAGCGAAGUUUGAAAAAACCGAAGCAGAAAAUCGUAGCCUCGUCGAGAAACUCAAAAAACUCCGAAAAAGGAACAAUAUGUUGGAACAACAAAAGCUGGCUUCGGACGAUCUUGCUUUGCGAUACUCCAAAAAACUGCUCGCCAUCGAAGAUAAACAAAAAAUACCAAUGGCUCGAUUUACGGUGACACCUGAAUUCAAUAUAACGAUACAGCAGCUGGAAGAAAUCAACGGUCGUUGCCAAACUGACAGCAUGUUCGUUGGAUUGCUAUGCAUUCAACUGAUUGGGGUUGAGAGGUUGAAGGGUAUGAGCGUGACCGGGCAGCCAUCCCAUCGGUUCAUCAACGCUAAAAAUGAUAACGGAUCUCCAAUCUAUAAGGCGACGGAGAAGAUAGAUCCGUCUGUAGUUGAAUUUAUUUGUGGUAAGUUUUAAUCUCAAUUAAAAUACUUGGAUAAGAAAAUGAUAAAACUAUUGUUUUACCCACAGAUAAGGUUGCUGAGCGAACCGCUAUCCGGGUUGGGCCCGAAAAUGCGGCCACUAUACGAAAGCAUUCAGACGCGAAAACCGUCAAUCGCUUUAUUGCUAGCAAGAUAUCCAACCUAAAGAAAAAUAAUAAGAACCAGUG